AAUAAUCAUGCAAGUAUAAAACGAUAGCGAGAACGAGUAGGUGGACAUAAAGGAGCCUGAAUUGUUGGUUCUCAAGGACAAGGAGUUUCAAAUCGAUUUGGCUCUCAUUCUCAAAACCAGCAUCGAUCAGAACUUUAUUGACAUCAUGACCGAGGAUCAGAAGUAAGGACCCCUCCUAAUAAGUAUUUAGAACCAAUGAAUUGAUGUCUCUCAAGACUAUACACUUAGAAUUUCUGAACAUCAGUAAGCAUUCUGUCUUUACAUUUAUAGGGAAGAUCGAAAACCUCGAAUUGUUCGACAAAUUAUAAAUCCUCUUCCUCCAACAUGUAAGCGAUCGACUUCAUAUGUAGAAUAAAAUCAGCGACAUAGAGAAUCUAGACAACCUGAUCAAUUUGGAGUAUUUGAGUUUGAAGAAUAAUUAAAUCUCAGUUUUGAAAGGAUUGAGAAAUAGCAAGAAACUAGCCUUUCUAGAUGUGUCUGAAAACUAGAUCAAUUCCAUUAUCUUUGAUUAAGUGCCGCAGAUGAUAGAAAUUUUGAAUAUAAGCAACAACCCAAUCGAAACUGUAUUCAAUUACUCCCAUAAUAGAAUGUGGACAUCAGAAAAUCCAUAUUAUGUCAUCUGAAAUUGAUCGAUGAGAUCGACUCUGUGAAGAUUGACCAGAAUGAACGCUUCUAAGCCUUGGGAAUGUAACCUUUAGUACCUAUGACAUUAGCUUUCCAAAGGAAUUAGAAAGCUACCAAAGAAAAUUGACUCAGAGGAAGAUGAAGAAAAUAAUGAAAUUCAAAAAACUGGAAGAGGUCUUGGAUGUCGAUAAGGUCGAAGUCAAGGAAGACGAAUUAGUUGAAGAGGAUGACCAUCUCACAGAGAAGACAAUCUAUGACAUACACAAUCUAACUGAAACUUUGAUCACUAAGGCUUAAUAGAGCAAUAUUGAGAAGUUGUAUUAGGUUCAGCAAGAAUUGUUGGAGUACCAGAAAUUGCAUUAAGAAAUAAGGAAUAAAAUAUAUGAGGAGUAAAUAUAAAAAUAAUAAAUAUGA
Molecule: messenger RNA, 1038 nt
Organism: Paramecium octaurelia
Lineage: Eukaryota; Ciliophora; Oligohymenophorea; Peniculida; Parameciidae
Source: the annotation of a GenBank genome assembly